ACGGGAACAAAAAGUUGGGAUUGUGCGCGCACCCGCAGGCGAGGCGUCGCCAUUUUUUUAAAGUGUCUGUAGCACGCGCGUUGAGGAGGAGUUACUGCGGGAGAGAGUUGUGGAAGUAGAGGGGGGUUGUUAAGAGAGUCAAUUAGUUCGUCGGUGAGCAGGGGCAAAGUAAAAUUAUCAUUUUGCAGGACUAGCAAUCAAGAUUGAAAGACACCCACUCCUUUCAAAUGGCAUCAUUUCUUGAUCCGUUCACCAACAGUAGCCACAGACCCUACGAAGUCUCUCCAAGUCAAAUGCAAGCAUGGAAAUAUGCUGGAUAAUAAUGACUCGCCAUCCUUUUUGUUGCCACCUUGGAAGAUGAUGUCAGAAACUUAAUGUUUGAGUUGAAAACCCAGAAGAAUACUUCAUCUCUGCAAGUGGAGGAUUAGAACUCAAAGUCUACACCACUAUAUUCCAGAAAAGUGAAAUCAGCCUGUAUAAAUGAUCCAUCAAGGCCGCACAGUGUGAACAACUUGUGCACAAAGUGACUAUCCAAAUGUUGGUGUUAUGUUGAAAUUCCCAGAUAAUAUGAAAUAUUGCCAGUAAACGUGGAUGCCAUUUAUGUGGAAAAUUCUUUAGUUGAAGAGAAAAUUCAACAUGGCUUUAGCUGGCUGUCCAGAUUCCUUUCUUCACCAUCCCUACUAUCAGGAUAAUGUUGACCGGACAUCUCAUAGGCCAAGAGAAGGAAUUGGACCUGGUUUCCAAGCUUCCUGUAGUCAUAACUCCCCGAACCACCAGGAAGAUGAUGUAGACCUGGAGGCUUUGGUGAAUGAUAUGAACUCUUCAUUUGACAGUUUAUAUUCUAUAUGCUGUACCCAGUCAGAAACCGUUGCGCUUAUCCAAAAUGGUCAGCUUGCCUGUAGUCAGUUGGCGAGUUCAGAAACAAAGUCACCACAACCAAUAUCACCACGGCAGAAGCUGCGACGUUCUCAGCCAAUGCACAUUCUGACAGUCAGAAGACUUCAAGAAGAUGAUCAAUUCCGUACAUCAUCUUUGCCCGCCAUUCCAAACCCUUUUCCAGAACUGUGCAGCCCUGCCAGCUCACCAGUGUUGACUCCUGGUUCAAUGCCUCAGGAUCCACCUCCCCAUAAAAAUAUCAUUAAAGUUUUUAGUGAAGAUGGAACAAGUAAGGCAAUUGAACUUCCAUCUGACAUGACUGCCAGAGAUGUCUGCCAGCUGUUGAUAUACAGAUGUCAUUGUGUUGAUGACAAUAAUUGGUCAUUAAUUGAACAUCACCCACAUCUAGGUUUGGAAAGAUGUUUGGAAGACCAUGAACUAGUAGUACAAGUACAAUCCACAUGGAUAAUGGGAAAUGAAAGUAAAUUUUUAUUCAGAAAGAACUAUGCCAAAUAUGAAUUCUUUAAACAUCCAGCAAGCUUCUUUCCAGAGCAAAUGGUGGUUUGCUGCCAGGGAUUAAAUGGAAGCAGCCCACAUUCACAGAUCUUGCAGAACUUCCUGAAUUCUAACAGUUGCCCAGAAAUUCAAGGAUCUUUGCAUGUCAGGGAAGUGGGAAGAAAGUCCUGGAAGAAACUGUCUGUGUUUUUGCGACGGUCAGGACUUUACUUUUCUUCAAAAGGAGCUUCAAAGGAACCAAGACAUCUUCAGCUCUUAGCUGACAUUGAAGACAACAAUGUGUUUUCUUUGGUGGCUGGCAAAAAAGCAUACAGUGCACCAACUGACUAUGGCUUUUGUAUAAAGCCCAUAAAAAUGAGGAAUGAAACAAAGGACCUUCGAUUAUUCUGUGCAGAAGAUGAACAGAGCAGAACAUGCUGGAUGACAGCCUUCCGACUACUCAAGUAUGGCGUCCUAUUAUACCAGAACUAUCGGAUUCCUCAACAAAGAAAAACAUUACUGUCCCAUUUCUCUACACCCGUGAGAAGCAUAUCUGAAAAUUCCUUGGUAGCUAUGGACUUCUCUGGACACACGGGUCGGGUCAUUGAUAAUCCUGCAGAGGCCCAAAAUGCAGCCAUGGAAGAAGGUCAUACAUGGAGGAAACGCAGUCAACGGAUGAACACUUUGGGUAGCUCGAGUCCGUUACAUCCCCCAACACUCGGUCACACUAUUCACAGAACUCAGCCAUGGUUUCACGGCCGCAUCUCUCGAAAAGAAGCUCAUAGUAUGAUUGAGAAACAGGGACCCGUGGAUGGGUUGUUUCUUUUGAGAGAUAGUCAGAGUAACCCAAAGACAUUUGUGCUAACGUUAUACUGUCAACAGAAGAUCAGGCAUUUCCAGAUACUACCAUGUGAAGAUAAUGGACAGCUUGUCUUCAGUCUUGAUGAUGGAAAUACCAGAUUUACUGAUCUUAUCCAACUUGUUGAAUUUUAUCAAUUGAACCGAGGAAUCCUUCCGUGCAAAUUAAAGCAUUACUGUUCCCAGAUUUCCUUAUAACCGUUGAUUGUAUUUGAAUUAAUUAUAACAGACUUGAAUUGCUACCUGUUUCUCUACAUCAACUCUGGAGUCUUUUUGGAGAAACUGAAUUGCGUUCAUUUGAAAGAACUGUGAAAUUCAAUAAAAGCAUAAAUUGAGACUAUGCUUUUUGUUCACACAAUAUGUGGUAAUGCAGAAGAAGAGAUGGGCUGAGCAAUUAAGUAUUUGGAAGUUUCAAUAGUCGCUUUGUAGAAACUGAAAAUGAUCUUCAAGAUGAACAGCAAAACAUGACCGAUCCAUUUUUGUUACAGUAAAACUUGACUAUAAGCACCUGCUCUGGAGUAAUCUUGAUAAUGCAUUUUAAUUGAAGAGAAGUGACUUUGUAUUUUUUUAAAAUGAGCAACUCAUGCUCAUUAAAAAAGACACAAUAGACGUCGUAUUGCUGAAGAGAUGUUUCAUUUCCUGCAGCACUUAAUGUUUUGUUUACUUCCUGAAUGCAGCUUUCUAAGAAAUGUUCAGUUGUAGACAUCAUGAAAGAAUAGGAGAAAUCAUAAUGACUACUGCUCUUGAAAGUUAAAAUAGCUCUCAUCAAAUAACAGGUCAAUCAAGAAUACAGAUCCAACCAAUUUUACUGCUGUGCAAUAAUGCAUUUCAAUCCAGUUUUGAAAUAAUAGUGCAUUGAAAUUAAAUCUAUUUCAAGUACUUUCUGGAGAUAACCGAAAGGCUGAAACAUAUCCAUAUUUCACAAUGAUGGAUUUGCACACCAGAAGAGUGGAAUUGGGAAAUGAUGGUUGCUGUUUGGUUGUCUAUUAUGCACCCUUCAUUGAUGUCAGUAGAGUUGGAAAUCAGGUGGGGUGUAAAAUGGGUGACUGGCAAUAUUCAGUUACCCAAAAUGAAAAUUAUCUACAACACUCUUGUUUUGAUCCACAUCUUUGAUAAAUGUUCAGUUUUAAUUUUGACUCUGGAGAACUUGCUCUUCAGUUCUAAAUACCCUUCUGCUCUUAAGGUUUUAUUGUUUAACGAUGUAUGGAGUUAUUGUGGAACAAGUGUUUUAUGUGCUAGAGAAUUGUCUAGCCCUGGUAAUCAAAACAUACAUAUUGUACAGAUCAGUGACCUUUUAUUAGCCCACAGCAAUAAAUAUUACUGUAUUUAGAUUGCACAGGAGCAGUAUAAAACAAAUGUUUUCAAAAUGUACUAAGCCUGUUCUUAAAUAGGUAUCUUAUAUUUUUGCGAAAUCAAGCAUUUCAGAUGAUAGUGUUGUAAAACUACCAAAAUUGGUGUUCAAAUGCAAUUAUAAUGGAACAACUAUUGAGUCAGCCGCAUUUUAAUGUGUAGAAGUAGAGCAUUGUAGUUUACACAUUGCAGUUUCAGUUCGUAUUUGUCAUUCAUUUUCAAAACACAUUGCCUUAUUGAAAGUGAGGCUUCAUUUGAGUUUAAGGGCAUUGUACAUUUGCCCUUACUAGAAGUAAAGGAAUUUACCUUUUUUUCCAGCUUGGUUUAUUUGUCUCAAAGUGCCCCUUUCAAAGAAAACGUUGUUUAAUGUAAUGCCACACAAUAACAUACAUGCAUGUUUCUGUAGUAAGUUGCAUAAACUGCUUCACACAACCAAUGCUGGCCUGAAAGGCAUUUAAAUUUAAUAAAAUAUCACUGGUUCCAAAAAUGAUCUUUAAAAAUAUUGAGCAUUUUUGAAACUGGGUUGCAAAUACUUUUAUCUGUAAACAGUUAGCCAGAAUUUUUCAAUCAGUAUUGCAUCAUUCUGCAUAUUUAUGAAUAUAAAUUAUAUUUAAAUUUAGAGGCAGAAAAAGUGUUUAGGAUGCCUUAUGAUAAAGUAUGUUGUCUGACGGUUUUGAACACUCAAUAGUUAUUCAUCAGUUAGCUUUAACCAUUAGUUCAGCAGAUAAUAUGCAUACACUAUUCAUUAUAUUCUUAUUAUCAGCUUGGUCGAGUUCCUCUACUGAAAUUCUGGCAGACUUUUCGAUUUGCCUGGGCCCAACAGGUUCAGCUGGCUGUCAAUACAAGCCAAUGAUAUUUUAUUUUUGUAUUGUGAUAUGAAUGUACAGCAAAAGGGGACUCUCAGGGUUGAUGAAGCCUGUUAAUUUUUUUUUUUCUUGACCUUGUGAAAAAAUUUAUGAAGUAGCGUAUCAUCUUUGGCUUAAGCAGAAUGUACCAAACAUAUUUGGUUUAUUAACAACUGUGUUGAUUUGUGCAUCUGUAUUUAACAGCAAGCUAAUUCACUCAUCAAACUAAAAAUAGAUAAUGCACUUCAGUUUUUAUGGGUCUGCUCCUCCACUGCAUGAAGAUUUAACCAACCAUCUGACCAAUCAAUGCACCUUUUUCAGUGAUAGGAUUUGCUUAUCACAAAUUAAAUUUGACACAAUGCAAAAACUGAUGGCUGUGAAAUGAAUACAGCAAACCUUUUUUUUCAGGGAAUGCUUGAAGUUAUUAACAUUUUAAAUGAAAAUCUGCAUUCAUAACAUGCUUUGCUUCGUCAUGUUAAUAGCAGUAAGGCUUGUGAACUUAACUGUAACUGUUCAGGUAUUUUUGUAUAAAUAAGGGACGAUAUAUUCUGUUUAUUGUAAUUAGAAAUAAACAUUAAUGCAAGCUUA
This is a messenger RNA of Stegostoma tigrinum, 5012 nucleotides long. RefSeq names its product growth factor receptor-bound protein 10b (gene grb10b). Lineage: Eukaryota; Metazoa; Chordata; Chondrichthyes; Orectolobiformes; Stegostomatidae. Gene Ontology annotation, biological process: negative regulation of Wnt signaling pathway; negative regulation of insulin receptor signaling pathway; insulin receptor signaling pathway. Gene Ontology annotation, molecular function: insulin receptor binding. The record is from RefSeq and is a predicted model, not a curated record. The transcript is spliced from 20 exons. The coding region runs from base 637 to 2427 and encodes 596 amino acids.